Messenger RNA from Microtus ochrogaster (prairie vole), 4570 nucleotides. RefSeq names its product basic helix-loop-helix family member e41 (gene Bhlhe41). Gene Ontology annotation, biological process: regulation of DNA-templated transcription. The record is from RefSeq and is a predicted model, not a curated record. NCBI's taxonomy places the organism in Eukaryota, Metazoa, Chordata, Mammalia, Rodentia, Cricetidae. Gene Ontology annotation, molecular function: DNA binding; protein dimerization activity.
UCUUUAAUUAAUCGCCUGCUGUAAAACGCCCCGAGUCGUCCUACUCGAGGAACCCAGGAGGGUGCUGGAGAGGAACUCAUCCCCGCGGCUCCGCCCAGGACUCGGGCUCCUCAACCGCGCGCCAGGCUGGGAGGAGGCUCGGCGGCACGUGACGUGUUCCAGCCGCCGUGGCCGGCGACCCAGAUCCGUCCCCGGAACCCAAGCGCUGCUGCCCUGGCCCUGCUGCGCUCCAAUGCGCGUGCAUUUGGGGCCCAGGUCCCUUCUGGGUUCACGUGCCACCGGCGAUCUCGAAUGCCCCCCGAGGGAACGUGACUGUCCCAUUCCGUGCAGAAGCAACCCGGGGUCUCCACGUCCGCGGGGAUGGGAUUCAAAUUCGUUUUUAUCCUGAGCUGCGGGGGUCACUGGCACCUGGGGACGGUUGUCCUCUCGGGCGUGUGGACCGAGCUCCCGAGGCCGCGGGGCGCGCGCACGGCAUCCCUGCGCGCUGAUGUGGCAGCCGCCGCAGGUCGCAUCACGUUGCCGGCCCUGUGCUGGUACCCGCUGGAGACGGGAUUAAGGAGGGAGGCCGCGGAGGUGCCAGUAGUAAACGUGGGUUCGCCACACUCUCAGCGUGGCUUAUCGCACGAGGGGGGUGGGGUGGGAAGCACCACGGCGUCUCACAAGCUGGGGCUGGCAGGACCCCGACUGCGUGGCUCUCCCGCAGCAGACCUUUAACGCUACCCACUCCGUGCCACCCCUCCCCCUCUCUGCGCUUCCCCGGGAGCACCCGAGGCCCCAAACGUCAUCUGCCGUUGUGAUGAGUGGCACCGCAAUUCCGGCUGCUGCGGGAAGUUUAGGUAGUCCGGGGACACCGUGUCGCCAAAGCUACUUGGAAUGCGACAUUUGGAAUCAGCGACUACAUUUUCAGUGAUCCUAAUUCCUUCCAGAGAUUGGACUGCAAGUCCUCCUAUUUUCAGGGUAGCCCUCCAGCCAGUGCCACGGGGUGUCUUUCUACCCUACCCUCCCUCCACGCCCGACCAGUGAGCAGUGAGCAAAGCCUCGGAAUUUUCCUUCCCUGCUGAAGUUUAGCCACCGGGAAUUCGCGUCCUUUCUCUGGCCCAAACCAACAGCAAUCGGUGAGAAAGCAAAAGGCCACGUUCACGGUUCUGCACCGAGAUGCCGGCCGAGCCGGGGAAGCCGCGCGUCCCGCCCCGCCCCCGCGCCCUGCAGCGCCUUGGGGAAGACGAACGGCUCGGCCCGGGUGGCCGCUUCCUCCUGGUGGCCCCGAUCAGGUGUCCCCGCCCCCUCCCGGCCCCUCCUCCCCGCCCCCCUCCGGGCUGGACCGCGGAUGGUACGUUCCGCACGUGAGCUGGGUGCUGGUCUGGCCGGCGACGCGCGUGCCCUGUGGCCAAACACUGCCCGGAGUGAGAGCAAACUACCAGCGCAGUGCGUGUGUGUGCGCGCGGGGGUGCGCGCGCGGGGGAGCGAGAGGGUGAGCGAGCGAGCACGGGGCGGAGGGGCGGCCAACUGCUUCACACUUUCAACACUGCACCGAAGAGGGAGAGCGAGACAGCCUGGAGACGCACACAUCCCCCCAAGAUCUCCCCAGGCCAACGUCCCACAGAUUACAGGACAGAACCCUCCAAAUCGAAACGGAGGAAACGGACAGCCAUUGAACAUGGACGAAGGAAUCCCUCAUUUGCAAGAGAGACAGUUACUGGAACAUAGGGAUUUUAUAGGACUGGAUUACGCCUCUUUGUAUAUGUGUAAACCCAAAAGGAGCUUGAAGCGAGAUGACACCAAGGAUACCUACAAAUUACCGCACAGAUUAAUAGAAAAAAAGAGAAGAGACCGAAUUAAUGAGUGCAUUGCUCAGCUGAAAGAUUUACUGCCUGAACAUCUGAAAUUGACAACACUGGGGCAUCUGGAGAAAGCAGUAGUUUUGGAAUUAACUUUGAAGCACUUAAAAGCGUUAACAGCCUUAACGGAGCAGCAGCAUCAGAAGAUAAUUGCUUUACAGAAUGGGGAGCGCUCUCUGAAAUCGCCGGUCCAGGCCGACUUGGAUGCGUUCCACUCGGGGUUUCAAACCUGCGCCAAAGAAGUCUUGCAAUACCUCGCGCGCUUUGAGAGCUGGACGCCCAGGGAGCCGCGCUGCGCACAGCUUGUCAGCCACCUGCACGCCGUGGCCACCCAGCUCCUGACGCCACAGGUGCCCCAGGGCAGGGUCCCCGGCCGCGCGCCCUGCAGCACUGGGGCCGCGGCCGCCCCCGGCCUUGAUCGCGCCGCCCGCUGCGUGCCGGUCAUCCAGCGGACUCAGCCCGGCACCGAGCCUGAGCACGACACGGACACCGACAGCGGCUACGGAGGCGAGGCGGAGCAGGGUCGCGCCGCCGUCAAGCAGGAGCCACCCGGGGACCCGUCGCCCGCGCCCAAGAGGCCGAAGCUGGAGGCGCGCAGCGCGCUCCUGGGCCCGGAGCCCGCGCUGCUCGGCUCGCUCGUGGCGCUGGGCGGGGGGGCGCCCUUCGCGCAGCCGGCCGCCGCGCCCUUCUGCCUGCCCUUCUACCUGCUGUCGCCGUCCGCUGCCGCCUACGUGCAGCCUUGGCUGGACAAGAGCGGCCUGGACAAGUAUCUGUACCCCGCGGCGGCCGCGCCCUUCCCGCUGCUGUAUCCUGGCAUCCCCGCAGCGGCCGCCGCCGCCGCCGCUGCCUUCCCCUGCCUGUCGUCCGUGCUGUCGCCGCCUCCCGAGAAGGCAGGCUCCGCCGCUGGUGCCCCACUCCUGGCGCACGAGGUGGCGCCCCCGGGGCCGCUGCGCCCCCAGCACGCGCACAGCCGCACCCACCUGCCGCGCGCUGGGAACCCGGAGUGCUCUCAGGAAGAUGCCUCGCUACCUGCCAAGGAUGCCCCCUGAGCCCCGCAGCCCUUCCCGAACAGGGGCAGGAGGCUCCCGAGGAGUCGUCAGGUUUCCGAGUUCAAAGGUCCCCUUACGCGUGCCAGGGAGGAAGAGUAAGAUGCUCGACAGGCUUAGGACAAAAACAGGUGUUUUGUGUACGUUUGGAGUUCCUGUUUUGCCCGUUUCUCACCCUUUUGUCACCCCACCCUCUACCCGAUCACACCCACCCCACCCUUCGCCCCCGCUGUUACAGAUCCUCCGUGCGAAUUACUGGUUAUGUUCUAUUACCCCCCCACACCCCCAAAUUUAGUCCGCUCCCCGUUCCCUCAGACACAGAGUCUGGCUUUGGGAGUCUGUUGGGUGGGAGAGCCACGUGGAAAAGAGAGUGCCUGGUCCUAGGGUCCUUGGACUCUGGGGCCUGGAGCAGCAGGUGUGUCCCCCAGCUGUCCCUUGAGGAGGUACUCCAUUAACCGAGGGUCUCUUGAGAGUUAAAUUUACGUGUCAGUAUUUUGUAGUGUCUGGCUUUUUGAAAGGUACUUUUUUUUUUUCCAAAAAGGUGAGGAUGCUCUUGCCCUGUUGUGGGGCCCUUGGGGUGAUGUCUCUGUACCUUGCACUUGUUUGGAAAGACUGGGCUUUGGGCCAUCUUCAGGCGCUAUGUCAGGGUGGGAGCUGGGGGCGGGAGGUUGGAGCCCUUGGCGCCUCUGCUCGCACUUUAUUGACAGAUUGACCUCAAACCCUUUGUCCCACUUCAGUUUCUCAAUUCAUGUGCUGUGUCCCAGGUCAUAGAUUUGUGUUUCUGAGCAUGGCCCCGCCCCCACCGCGGGUUACUUUACCUAUCAUGUUCCCAAAUUUUUGUAACGUUACUAUUUUUAUUUUUUUAAUUUUCCAAAGUGCACUGGGCUGGAAAAAGAAAAGCCCAAACCGAUUGAUUGAUCCUCAAAUUCUUAGAUGACAGAAGUGGAGGGAAGGGCCAGUGCUCCCCUGUGAUGGGAAGUGCUCCGGAGAUGUAGAGGGAGCCCUGCAGGGGCCUGCUCUCUCCGUUCUGUAUAUAUUUUUCUGGAGACCAAGCCAGCUACCAGAUAAUCAGAAAGAAAGCUUGUUCAACACGGCACACACCAAGACCUUGUCUAGAUAUUUUUAGUUUGUUUGUUGCUAAGGUAGCACUGAGAACUGUCACUUGAAUGUUAUGUAAGGGGUGAGACAAUAGCCUGGAGUGAGGAAAUUUUCUGGGUCUACUAGUGUGUUCGGGUCCGUCUGCUGCUGCUGCUGUUGCUGCUGUUUGCCUCAAACGCUGUGUUUAAACAACGUUCAACUCUUAGUCUGCCCAGGCGGCUGUAUGUACAUAGCUGUUAAUACACCCAAUUAAUGAUGCCUGACAUGUUAUUUUUGUAGGGGAGAAAGAUACGUGCUAAUGGUAUUUUGAGUUAAAAUAUCUUCUGGGAGGACUUGGUGAAGUGUUUGCACUUUGGUUACUAUGCUUAUGACGCUUGGUGCAAGCUUACGCUGUCUUAAAUUAUUAAACAAAUAAAUACUGUCUGCAAGAAACCAGCCGGUUUAGACAAGUUUAGUAUGUAAAGAUAAGCUAGAACCUAUCUUUAUAUUCUAGUAUUUUCAGCACUCCCUGAAUUCUGUUAUCUAAAUAUUGCCGCACUAUUUUGUGAUUUAAAGCUUAUUACUAAGGAAUAAAGACUUUAUAUAUGA